Messenger RNA from Cyclopterus lumpus (lumpfish), 1284 nucleotides. It is a transcript of the gene kcnk15, whose product is annotated as potassium channel, subfamily K, member 15. The transcript has 2 exons. Gene Ontology annotation, cellular component: membrane. Gene Ontology annotation, molecular function: potassium ion leak channel activity. The record is from RefSeq and is a predicted model, not a curated record. Gene Ontology annotation, biological process: stabilization of membrane potential; potassium ion transmembrane transport. Bases 7 to 1284 code for a protein of 425 amino acids. NCBI's taxonomy places the organism in Eukaryota, Metazoa, Chordata, Actinopteri, Perciformes, Cyclopteridae.
CCGAGGAUGAAGAAGCAAAACGUCCGGACCCUGUCGCUCAUCCUCUGCAUGUUCUCCUACCUGCUGGUCGGCGCCGCGGUGUUUGACGCGCUGGAGUCCGAGACGGAGAGCUCCCGCAGGCGCAUCUUGGAGCUGAAGCGCAACGAGAUGAAGAAGAAGUACCGCUUCUCCGAGCACGACUACCGGGAAAUAGAACGAGUGGUCCUGCAAGCCGAGCCGCAUCGCGCCGGGAGACAAUGGAAAUUCGCCGGCUCUUUUUACUUUGCCAUCACGGUCAUCACCACCAUUGGUUAUGGUCACGCGGCGCCAGGCACAGAUGCCGGAAAGGUCUUCUGCAUGUUCUACGCCGUGCUGGGAAUUCCUCUCACUUUGGUCAUGUUCCAGAGCCUGGGAGAGAGGAUGAACACCUUUGUCCGCUAUCUCCUGCAUAAGGUGAAGCAGUGCCUGGGCUGUCGACGCACCGAGGUGUCCAUGGAGAACAUGGUCCUGGUGGGCUUCCUGUCCUGCAUUGGAACACUGUGUGUCGGGGCUGCAGCCUUCUCCCACUUUGAGGGAUGGAGCUUCUUCCACGCUUACUACUACUGCUUCAUCACACUCACCACUAUUGGCUUCGGGGACUUUGUGGCCCUGCAGAAGAAGGAGGACCUCCAGGAGAAAACGCCCUACGUGGCGUUCAGCUUCAUGUACAUCCUGGUGGGGCUGACGGUCAUCGGGGCCUUCCUGAACUUGGUGGUGCUUCGCUUCCUCACCAUGAACACCGAGGAUGAGCGGAGGGACGCUCAAGAGAGGGCGUCGCUGAAGAGGGACAGGGGUUUUUUAGCUGGACCUGCGGGUCUCCGUGUCGUCGGGGAACAGAGCAGAGGCCUCCGCAGAGAGAGGAACCGCAGUCGCAGCCACAGCACGCUCUUCCUUCCCAUGGAGGAAGGAACCAGCUGCACCAACCUUAUCGCUUCCCCGGCGGAGGACCCGGAGAGGCAACGAAGCCCCUCCAGACACAGGCUGCAUUUUCAGAUCAAGGCUGGCAGACGCAGGCCGCAGUCGAGCCUCAGCUCCCUCUGCUCCUGUGUGUGCUACCGUUUGGGGAUGUGCGACAGUCCUCUCAUGUCCCACGGUGAGCACCGCGGCUGCCACAUCAAUUCUGUUUACUACAACUCGGUGUCCUAUAAGAUCCAGGGCUGCUCGCCGGGCUCCAGGGACAACACCGGACUCUCUUCCCCAGGAAGCAAGUUUUCUCCGGGGCGUAGCUUCCGGGAGUUCCCUCGUUCAAGGAGAAAGUCGGUGUGA